AUGGUCGAGGAUGAAGUCGUUGGCAAGGUUCUUGCGGGUGUGCCAGCAGAACUGCACAUCGAUCCUGCCGAGGAAAAAGCGGUUAUUAAGAAGCUCGAUCGGGUCAUCAUGCCCAUCAUGGCUAUUGUUUACUUCUUCCAGUAUCUUGACAAGCAGAGUAUCAAUUAUGCUGCCGUCUUUGGUCUUUCCGAAGAUUUGAACUUGAGUGGUCAAGAGUUCUCUUGGGCAAUCUCGCUCUUCUACUUUGGCCAGUUUUGCUCCGAGUACCCUGCUGCCUACCUGAUGAGCAGAUUGCCGAUCACGACCUUUGUCGGCGUUACUAUUAUAUUAUGGGGUUCGGUAGAGAUGUGUCUUGGCGCCUCCCAGGGAUUUGCUAGCUUGGGAGCUACGCGAUUUCUCCUGGGCUUUACUGAGGGCGCGGUUGCGCCAUCUUUCAUGAUCAUCACUAGCAACUGGUAUAAGCGCAGUGAACACACGAUCCGAAUCUCGACUUGGGUUUCCAUGUUUGGUGUCUCCCAAAUUGCCGGCGCCCUGAUGAUGUACGGUAUCGGCUCGACCGAGCAUGCCAUUGCCACCUGGCGAGUCAUGUUUAUGGUCUGCGGCGGUCUCACAGUCGCAGCCGGCAUUCUCUUCGUGGCGUGCAUGCCGAAAAAUACAAACACGGCAUGGUUUCUGAACGAGCGGGAGCGGGAAAUCGCUACUAACCGCCUGGCUAUCGACAGAGCCACCCGUGAUCGGGCCAAUUUCGACUGGGCUCAGGUUGGAGAGGCGCUCAGAGAUCCGAGGACGGCCCUUUUUGCGGCAACGGCUCUCUUCAUCACCAUUCCUACACCGAUUGUCAAGUUCUCCUCUCUCGUCAUCAGCGGCUUCGGUUACUCCAAGUUCCAGACCAUGCUCGUUGGCCUGCCCAGUGGAGCCAUAGCAUUCGUAUUGGUUUGGAUUGGCGGCCUGGGCCCUAGCUAUUUCCCUAACACACGCUGCUUCUUCGGUGUGUUCCUAGCUAUUGUUCCGAUGUUUGGAACUCUGCUGCUACUUCUCCUUCCCGCUAGCAACUCCUGGGGCAUUGUCGCGAGCACAUGGCUGGCGGCUGCUACUGCUCCGCCCCUUGGCCAGGGAGUAGGUCUAAUGGCGUCCAACGUCAAGGGAAACACGAAGAAGUCAGUUGUCAGCGCCGUUUUCUUCAUCUUCUACUGUGUUGGAUGUAUCGUGGGCCCGCAACUAUGGCAGAAACAGGACGCUCCGCGAUACCGAAAGGGCUGCAUCGCUAGCAUUGUCAGUUUUGGGUGUCUGGUUAUCGCAUUCCUCGUCCACUACUUUACGGCUAAGAGGUCUAACAAGAAGCGAGACAAGGCUGCCGAGGAGUUGAACGAUGUCGAUCUGGCUGGCAUGGCAACUGACUCUGACUUGACGGAGCGCCAGGACAAGGGUUUUAGAUAUAGCUACUGA
Molecule: messenger RNA, 1446 nt
Organism: Ilyonectria robusta
Lineage: Eukaryota; Fungi; Ascomycota; Sordariomycetes; Hypocreales; Nectriaceae
Product: major facilitator superfamily domain-containing protein
Exons: 5
Coding region: 1-1446 (481 amino acids)
Biological process (GO): transmembrane transport; dipeptide transport; tripeptide transport
Cellular component (GO): plasma membrane
Molecular function (GO): allantoate transmembrane transporter activity; dipeptide transmembrane transporter activity
Source: RefSeq, a predicted model, not a curated record